This is a messenger RNA of Thermothielavioides terrestris NRRL 8126, 1789 nucleotides long. Its product is annotated as 60S ribosomal protein L3. The transcript has 6 exons. Gene Ontology annotation, molecular function: RNA binding; structural constituent of ribosome. Gene Ontology annotation, biological process: translation; ribosomal large subunit assembly. The coding region runs from base 517 to 1695 and encodes 392 amino acids. Lineage: Eukaryota; Fungi; Ascomycota; Sordariomycetes; Sordariales; Chaetomiaceae. Gene Ontology annotation, cellular component: cytosolic large ribosomal subunit; ribosome. The record is from RefSeq and is a predicted model, not a curated record.
GGAGGAAAGGCUGCUUUGGGUGGUUGGAAUCAUGUAACGUGACGGCUGGCGGGGGUCGGGCGCCUUCUAGGUAGCUAGGAAACGAUGAAGCGCAUUUGGCCAGCCCGGCGUCUCCGAAACAUCGUUAUUAGUGAAUAGAGAUGUCUUGCAUUUUUUAUUCUUCAUGCUUUGUUUGACCUUGGCUAGGUAUCUUUGGUCGGAGCGUAGACUGGUUUGGUGUUUGCGGCCCCUUCUCGAGGACUGCUCCUUGUUCCCUUUGGUCAUGCAUCAGUUUCACUCGGGGCAGUUAAGCACAAAAUGCCAAGGAUUGGCUUUGUCACGUGCGCUGUUCACAGCCAUUGCUCCAACCCCACCAAAAGUGUUAGGGCUCCGCUGCUAUUGGCUCGGACCACCCCAGCUCAAUCUCACACAAAAAACCAAACCUCCAAAUUUCCUAGCUGUUUUCUUCCCUUCCGUGGCCGGACCUGGGGGAAUUUUCCAACAAACAACACGCCCAACCGCGGAACUUCAGCAACCAUGUCUCACCGGAAGUACGAGGCCCCUCGCCAUGGCUCUCUGGCGUUCCUGCCGCGGAAGCGCGCCGCCCGCCACAGGGGCAAGGUCAAGUCCUUCCCCAAGGACGACCCCAAGAAGCCCGUCCACCUGACGGCCGCCAUGGGCUACAAGGCCGGCAUGACCACGAUCGUUCGCGACCUCGACCGUCCGGGUGCGAAGGCUCACAAGAAGGAGAUCGUGGAGGCCGUGACAAUCAUUGAUACCCCACCUAUGAUAGUUGUGGGUCUGGUUGGCUACAUCGAGACUCCCCGCGGCCUGCGCUCCCUGACCACCGUAUGGGCGGAGCACCUGAGCGACGAGGUCAAGCGUCGGUUCUACAAGAACUGGUACAAGAGCAAGAAGAAGGCCUUCACCAAGUACGCCAAGAAGCACUCGGAGAACAACGGCGCGUCCAUCACGCGCGAGCUGGAGCGCAUCAAGAAGUACUGCACCGUCGUCCGCGUCCUGGCGCACACCCAGAUCCGCAAGACGCCGCUCAAGCAGAAGAAGGCCCACCUCAUGGAGAUCCAGAUCAACGGCGGCUCCGUCGCCGACAAGGUCGACUUCGGCUACGGCCUCUUCGAGAAGCCCGUCUCGAUCGACACCAUCUUCGAGAAGGACGAGAUGAUCGACGUCAUCGCCGUCACCAAGGGCCACGGCUUCGUCGGUGUUACCGCCCGCUGGGGUACCAAGAAGCUGCCGCGCAAGACUCACAAGGGUCUCCGCAAGGUUGCCUGUAUCGGUGCCUGGCACCCGUCCCACGUCCAGUGGACGGUUGCCCGUGCCGGUCAGAUGGGUUACCACCACCGUACCUCGGUCAACCACAAGAUCUACCGCAUCGGCAAGGGCGAUGCGGACGACAAUGCGGCCACCGAGGUCGACGUCACCAAGAAGAAGAUCACUCCCAUGGGUGGCUUUGUUCGCUACGGCGAGGUCAACAACGACUACGUCAUGGUCAAGGGCUCCGUUCCGGGUGUCAAGAAGCGUGUCAUGACUCUCCGCAAGUCGAUGUUCACGCACACGUCGAGGAAGGCGCUCGAGAAGGUGGAGCUCAAAUGGAUCGACACGUCGUCCGAGUUCGGUCACGGUGCUUUCCAGACCCCGGCGGAGAAGAAGCAGUACCAGGGUACGCUCAAGAAGGACCUGGCCGCCAGCUCAUAAGGCAGCUCUCGGGUUCUUUGCUCUUUUUCUCGGGUUUUACAAUGGCAAUGGUGUCACGGUUCUCGUUGCUCUUUUGGGUCGGGGAUUAUGGUUU